This is a messenger RNA of Aspergillus uvarum CBS 121591, 2284 nucleotides long. Its product is annotated as translation initiation factor 2A. Gene Ontology annotation, molecular function: protein binding; ribosome binding; translation initiation factor activity. Gene Ontology annotation, biological process: translational initiation. The coding region runs from base 124 to 2145 and encodes 673 amino acids. Lineage: Eukaryota; Fungi; Ascomycota; Eurotiomycetes; Eurotiales; Aspergillaceae. Gene Ontology annotation, cellular component: cytosolic small ribosomal subunit. The transcript has 6 exons. The record is from RefSeq and is a predicted model, not a curated record.
CUUUGGGUUUCAGAGGAUUCUGUCAGAUUUCUUGAACUAUCAGUGCGACCUUCGGCGCGCGUCUUCCGCUAGCUUCGUGAAUUCGCGAUUCCGUGUAUCGUCCGAUAUCACACAUCGUUGAAAAUGGCAGCCCCUACACAAUUGGCUUACCGUACGGUUAAGGGAGUUGGCAUCUUGGAUGCGGCCCCAGUCUAUGGACCUUUGUCGGGAUUCGAGAAGCCUGAGGGAAACCUCCGUUGUAGCGCUUACUCUCCCUGCGGUCGCUAUUUCGCCUGGGCCUCUCCCGAUAAGGUGACAAUCAUCGAUCCGUCCGUCGGGCACGUUGUCUCCACCAUUGCCGCGGAGAACGUUUUCGAGCUGGGUUUCUCGCCGCUUGGAACCUAUCUGAUCACCUGGCAACGUCCCACCAAGGAUGCCAAUGGCGAUGCUGUGAAGAAUCUGAAGGUCUGGCAGGUCGUGUCCAGCGGAGAUGAGAAUGUAGUUGUGGGCAGCUUCGUCCAGAAGUCGCAGACGGGCUGGAACCUUCAGUACACCUCCGAUGAGCGUCAUUGCGCGCGCGUCGUUACCAAUGAAGUCCAGUUCUACCAGAGCGAGAACCUCUCUCAGGUCUGGAACAAGCUGCGAGUUGAGGGGGUCGCUGAUUUCGCCAUCUCGCCUGGCAAGAACACUUCCAUUGCUGUCUUCAUUCCGGAGCGCAAGGGACAACCUGCCGCAGUCAAGGUGUUUUUGGUGCCUCAGUUUGGAGCACCUGUCUCGCAGAAGACUUUCUUCAAGGGUGACAAGGUCCAGCUGAAGUGGAACGAGCAGGGCACAACCUUGAUUGUGUUGGCCCAGACGGAUGUCGAUCGCUCGGGCAAGAGCUACUACGGCGAGACCACCCUCUACUUGCUCAGUGCAGGCGGUGGCUUCGACUCACGUGUGGAUCUGGACAAGGAAGGCCCUAUUCACGAUGUGACCUGGUCUCCCAACUCGAAGGAGUUUGGUGUGGUCUAUGGUUACAUGCCGGCCAAAACCACCAUUUUCAACUUCCGCGGUGUUCCCAAGCACAGCUUCCCGCUCGGCCCUCGUAACACCAUCCAGUUCUCUCCCCAUGGCCGGUUCGUCCUUGUGGCCGGUUUCGGUAACCUUGCGGGUCAGAUGGAUCUCUACGACAUGGACAAGAACUACCACAAGAUUGCCACUGUGGAGGCUUCUAACUCCAGUGUCUGCAAUUGGUCUCCCGACGGUCAGUUCAUUCUAACCGCCACGACCAGCCCCCGUCUGCGGGUCGACAACGGACUUCGUAUUUGGCACGUGAGCGGUGCUCUGAUGUACAAUGAGGAGAUGACCGAGCUCUAUGAUGUGUUUUGGCGUCCCCAGUCUCUGGAGCAGCACCCAUUGGGCGACCCUUUCAGCCCUCUACCUACCCCUCACCCCUCUGCCGUGGCCUACCUCAGCACCAAGAAGGCUCCCGUCAAGCCCGCGGGUGCGUACCGUCCUCCCGGCGCUCGCGGCCAGCUCACUCCUCUCGCUUUCAAGCGUGAAGAUCAGGGUGGUGCCGCGUAUAUCCGGGAAGGCGCGCCUACCGGUGGUGUUGUGAACGGAUUCGGUCGCUCUCGCAGACGUGAUGUGCCUGGUGCCGAACCUGCCGAGGAGUUCUUGCCUCCGGGAGCCGCUCCUGGAGGAGGCGUGGCUCUGCCUCCGGGCGUUGAGCACCCGGAGAAGUUGUCCAAGUCAGCUGCCCGCAACAAGAAGAAGCGUGAGGCCAAGAAGCAGAAGGAUGAGCAGGGCGAGGGUGAGCAGGCUGCCGGCCAGUCCACCCGCAGCCCCGACCGCCGCGGCGACAAGGCUCACGAGCGCAACCGGUCCAAGGGCCAGAACAACGAGCGCAAGAACAACCAGCAGGCCAACGGAACUUCCGCCAAGGCCAAUGCUCAAGCCAAAGCCAUCGACAGCGUUGCGGAGGCGGAGGCUGCUUUGGACGCCAGCGGAGCACCCACUGCGCAGGACAAGAAGAUCCGUGGGCUUCUGAAAAAGAUCCGGGCGAUCGAAGAGCUGAAAAUGCGCCUUGCCGGUGGGGAGAAGCUGGAGGAUACGCAGAUGAAGAAGAUCCAGACUGAAGACGCGGUGCGCAAGGAAUUGGAGUCUUUGGGCUAUAAUGGUUAAGGCUAGGUUGGUACUUUGUGCCUGCCCUUUGCUUGUACAUAUAGCUCCUUGUGGCUAUUCAUCCCCGCUCCAUGUGGUGGAAAUCAUCUUCGCCGAUCUGAUGUGUUCAUUUUCUCGUGCUGCUUGCAUCGUUGGGAAU